AUGGUUGAGGAUGAGUUCUACGCUAUAGCUCAAUCAUUCACACAACAUCUACAUUACGCGGAAUACAUUCGAAGGAAGAAAGAAGCGAAAACGCAGAGAACAGAGGCGAUGAAUGAUAUCCAGCGGCCUACUGAUGGUAGAACAAAGUUGCCGAAGGAAGCCGAACGAAGAAAGGAGGCAGAAGCGCUCGCUGCCCGCCAGAAGGCUGGGCUGGCACAACUGAGAAAUCCGGAAGAAGACAAAGAUGAUUCUGAUGAUGGCGACGAUGACAGCUGGGCUGGAACGCAUCUCCAUGGCCUCAUGACCAGUCCUAGAAAAUCGCGCUCGUUGGUGGGUACGCAUGCAGUGAAGUCUUCUACGAGGGCCGCUGCAGGCUUUGGACAAGCCGCCAGCUCCAGUAGCAAUCGAGCCGCGGCCGGUGCUGCAUUAUUCAGGGCAGCAGCAGCUCAUGUUGUCGAGGUCAAUGAAGAAACUGCAUCAGAUGAUGAUGCAGAUCUCGCCGGAGAGACGGCUUCAGACGAAGAUGAUGAUCUCGAUGGGAAGGCUCGUCCGAUCACGAUACCUCAGUCGAAACGCCCACAGUCGCACGGGUCUACAAAAACUGCCCGACUCCAAGAUUCCAAGAGUAAUAGGGAAAGCAUCUCCACAAGGCCUAAAAUUAAGGAAAUGAGGGAGCAGGUUGCUCCCAAACCGGUCAACGGGUUCAAGUCAAGAGUUCAAAUGCUAUUCGACGAUCUCGAUGAGCUACCAGAGCCAUCGCGAUUCAACGCGUCUUCUACCUCCGACAUAAAAAAGGCCACAUCAUCCACAAAUAACAAUCCCCAAAAUGGCCCUGAGACCGACAAUCUGGAAUCCAAGAAAUCCCGCUUCAAUGACGUUCCAACUUUUUUGUUUUGA
Molecule: messenger RNA, 897 nt
Organism: Penicillium daleae
Lineage: Eukaryota; Fungi; Ascomycota; Eurotiomycetes; Eurotiales; Aspergillaceae
Exons: 1
Coding region: 1-897 (298 amino acids)
Source: RefSeq, a predicted model, not a curated record